GACAGUCGGGCGGCGGGGCUCAGUGGGGACAGCAUCAGCUGCGGGGUCGGGUGGCGCGAGGGGCAGGUGGGCAGAGGGGACGGCAGGGGGUGCAGACCAGCCAGGGCGGAGAGGGCGGACAGCAGAGGCAGCAGCAGGAGAGCCCGCACAGGUCGCAGGCUCAGGGCGCCGCGCCUCAGGGUGUGGGCUCGGGGGUGGGGCAGGGGCGAGAGCAGCAGAGAGCGGACGGGGUUAUAGGGGGGGCAGCGAGAUUGGGAGGUGAGGUUCAAGGAGUGAGAGAGGCAGCAGGGGAUCGAGCAGGGGGGUUGGGAGGGUUGGGGGAGGGUAGAGAGGGGGAGGGGAGAGGACAGGUGGGUGGAGUAGAGGAUAGGGGGAGAGAGACGACUGGAGAGGAGGUACCGAGGGACCAGACAGGGCAGCAGCCAGCGCAGCAGCAGGGACCAGCCGGACGCACAGGCCGUGCAGGCACCUCCUCCCGCAUCCCAGACCUCACCUGCCGUGACGUUGGGCAGACUAUGAUGAUGGUUCUUGUGGAUGUCUCCAAAGCGGAUCCACAGCGGGAGGGGAACGUGCAGCUGGGACGGGCGACCCCCACACAGAUUGGAGUGGCAGCAGCUAGGCGGGUGCAGGAGAAGUUGCGUCACUGGGGGCCGCACCUAGAGGGGUUGCAGCCGGCACCACACUUUUACGCGUGCGUGGCUGAGACCUUUGGCCUACUGAGCGAGCCGUUGCGUCAUCACACCCCCUGCCCCCUCAUGCCAUCCGCUCCCCCCGCCCGUACCCUCCGCGUGCCCGCUCCUUUGCCGCCUCUUUUGACCCUCCCUGCCCCCCUCGCCGUUUCCCACCGCCCGCCAUUCGCUCCUCCCCGCCCGUGCCCUCCCCUCGUUUACCUUCGCCUCCCCCCUCCCCUCCUCUGCUGCACGCCUCUUCCUUCCCCUCGCCGACCCACUCCACUCCCUGCCCCUCCUCAAUCCGCACCCUGCCCCUCGUUUCUCGCCCCCCUAUGCUUGGUUUCUCCCCUCCCUGCCCCUCGCCGCCUUUCUCCGCUCCCCACCUCCCCCCUCUCCCUGCCCCCCCACUCUCCCCCCCUUGCCCUUGGCUUCCCACCUCCCUGCCCCACCUUUCCCCCCUCUGUGUGCUCAGCUUCUCCCCUCCCUGCCUCUCCCUCCUCCCCGCCCUGCCCCUCAUUUUCCGCCCCCCCACGCCCGGUUUCUCCCCUCCCUGCACCUCCCUUUCUUUCUCCGUGCCUCUCCUUUGCUCCCUCCCUGCUCCCGCCUGCCCAUGCCCCUGUCUUUGGCUUCUCCCCUCCCUGCCCCAUGUUUCUUCCCUCCCUGCCCCCCCUCUGCCCCUCCCUUGUCUUCCCCUCACCCAUUGCUUCUCCCCUCCCUGCCCUUGAUUUCCCGCACCCCUGCCCUUGUUUCCUACCAUCCAUGCCCCUCGUUUCCCCCCUUUGUACGUUCAGCCUCUUCCCUCCCUGCCCCUCCCUUCCUCCCCCCCUGCCCUUUGCUUUCCCCUCGUUACGCUCCCUUCUCCCCAUCCCUGCUGCCCUCUUACCACCAUCAGCCCCCCUCCCAUCCUUCUCUCCCCCCCUCCCUCUCCCUCUCUCUCUCUCUCUCUCUCUCUCUCUCUCUCUCUCUCUCUCUCUCUCUCACACACACACACACACUCCCCUCCCCCACCCCCCACCCACAUCCUCCCAUUCUGCCCCUCCCUGCCCCUUUCCCACCCCCUCGCACGCCCCUCACCUCCCACCUCCGUGCAACUGUUUUCCCCCCUAUGGUGCCUCCCUUGCAUCGCUCGCCCCUCUGCUCACCCUCUGCCCGCCCCUUUUCCUUGCCCUCAGCUGGCCCAGCCCCUGCCCGUUGCUGCCCCUCCCCUUGCCCCCUCAACUCCCCUGCCCCCCGUACACCCCAGUCCCAUCCAACCGCCCCCACCCUCCCCCGGCUGCCCGUUUCCGCUCUCCACCCCCGCGACCGUGUGCGGCUUCCAACCACCCAACGGUGGUGCGCACGGGGCGUUUCUUUGUACGGGCAAGCCUCCCUGGGGACCCCCCACCCCGCUGA
Closterium sp. Naga37s-1 is the source of this 2063-nucleotide messenger RNA. The record is from the annotation of a GenBank genome assembly. Lineage: Eukaryota; Viridiplantae; Streptophyta; Zygnematophyceae; Desmidiales; Closteriaceae.